GCUGUGGCGGCGGGAGCCGAGAGCGCGGCCUCCCCUCAGAGCCCUUCCAUGCUCAUGCGGCAGGCACCCGAGAGCUGGGGAGCCAGGUAGGCUGCGGUGAGCCAGCCUCCGACAGCCCCCUGCCGGGAGACCUCCUGAGGGCUUAAAUACAUUUAAUACAUCCCGCCAAAAAAUACCCUUGCUCACUGUCCCUUUGGUAUCCCCUCACAUUUCGCGGUUACAAACACCACAGGAACCUUUGCUAAACGAAAUGAAACACAAUCUGGUGUGUAAGACACCUCCCACUGUCACUGUUCAUGUAAAAUCGAGUGCAUCCAGAUCACAUCAGCAAAAAAAACUUACUAGACUAAAGAGACCUGCUUUUAAAGACCAUCAAGGAAAUUGUGAAAAAGGGGUUCCUAGUCAGAAAUAUAAAUGUCCAAAGGGACCAUGCCUAGUUAUUCAGCGUCAGGAAAUGACAGCUUUCUUUAAAUUAUUUGAUGAUGAUCUAAUCCAAGACUUCCUUUGGAUGGACUGUUGCUGUGAAAUUGCAGACAAGUAUCUCUUGGCAAUGACUUUCGUUUAUUUCAAGAGAGCUAACUUCACACCAAGUGAGCAUACCAGAAUCAAUUUCUUUGCGGCUCUGUAUCUGGCAAACACAGUUGAAGAAGACAAUGAAGAAGCAAAGUAUGAAAUUUUCCCAUGGGCUUUGGGCAAAGCCUGGAGAAAGCUGUUCCCUGAUUUCCUAAAGUUAAGAGAUCAGCUUUGGAGUAGAAUUGACUACAGGGCUAUUGUAAGCAGACGCUGCUGUGAAGAGGUGAUGGCCAUCGCUCCAACACACUACAUCUGGCAGCGAGAGCGCUCGGUGCAGCACAGCGGCGCCCUCAGGAGUUAUGAGGAUCAGGUGCAGCUGCCCCGGGGCCCCAGUGCCACCCCCACAGACUGCCUGCUGUGCGGGAAGAAGGGCAGGUUUGUACGGCUGGGAUUGUCAUCCUCCUCCUCCUCCACCGACACGCUGGAGAUGAUGGACCUGCACUCCUCCCAGAAAUCAAAGGAUGCCUUUGCAACUGACAAAAUGCUCAUCGACUCUCCUUCUUAUAAAGCCCAAGACUGUCUGAGGCUGUCCAGCAAAAGGCAACCAUGCAGCACCCUGGAUCAAGAUAAGUCUAUGGACUGGUUUACAAGCAAUGGGGAAUGAAGUGCACCUGAUAAGACAGAAACAGAUCCUGUGAUUUGCAGAACAGCCUGGGCUGCAUCACAACACCAGACGUGAUGAUUCACUUCAAACUUUUACCUCUACAUAGUGGGAUAACAGUUGGUGUUUCAAACCUGAUAUAAGGUAGAAAUCAGAGCAGUCAUUGCUUAAAAGUUACACAACUUGCAAAAUGUAGCAUCUACUUUGUCAUGUUUUAUUUCAUUCUGAUACAAUACUCAAAUUAGCAGCUAAGGAGGCAGCAGCAUCAAGAAAGCAGUGGUCCAAACUUUCUCAGCUUGGUAAGGAACGCUAAUUAAAAAACAAAAGUUACUACUUUAGUAUUUCAAUACACAAUGAUUGUUUUAUUAUUAUAAGUUUUGUGGUUUCAUGAUAUAGGAAAAUACCAAAUGCUAAUACAAAAAAAAAAAAAAAAAGGUUUAUUUGAAAUAAAAAUACCACUAAACAUUUAAGAUAAACUUUUUCCAAGUCUCACCUGAAUGAGCUUCCUGCCAGUGGGAUGGUCGGGCAAUGUAAGGCACUGAGUGGUUUGUUUCAGCAGCAGCACUGAGUGACUCUGUGAGAAGGACAUUUCUUUUUAUUUUGUUCCCACAAGUUUAAGACCUACAUGCAGCCUAGAGUAGACAAUGCACAUGUAAU
This is a messenger RNA of Zonotrichia leucophrys gambelii, 1831 nucleotides long. It is a transcript of the gene SPDYA, whose product is annotated as speedy/RINGO cell cycle regulator family member A. The coding region runs from base 251 to 1177 and encodes 308 amino acids. Gene Ontology annotation, molecular function: protein kinase binding. The record is from RefSeq and is a predicted model, not a curated record. Gene Ontology annotation, biological process: positive regulation of cyclin-dependent protein serine/threonine kinase activity. NCBI's taxonomy places the organism in Eukaryota, Metazoa, Chordata, Aves, Passeriformes, Passerellidae. The transcript has 7 exons.